GUGUAUAAAAAGACUGAACUUUGCAGAACUGUUGAUUCAACAAGAGGGAAAAAACCAUUGUAGUUCUUUUGGAAGCCCACUAACAGGAUGCAUUUUGGUAAGAGUUUGUUGGUCUUCUCUGCCAUUAUCAUCUGUGCCUCAGCUGCACAUUUCCUUGAACAAGAAUGGAACCUAUGGAAAUCCGAAUACGGAAAAAAAUAUGUCACACCAGAUAGUGAGCUGUUUCGCAGGAAAGCAUGGGAGGCAACAUGGGAUAAGGUGCAGAAACACAACAAGCUGGCCGACCAAGGUCUUAAAAAUUAUAGACUGGGAAUGAACCAAUUUGCAGAUAUGACUGAAGAAGAAUCUAAGUCUCAGAGCUGCCUUCGCUUGAAUGGGAAAUUCACACCAUUGGGCCAUUCUCAGAACUAUUACGGAAAACGAGCCAAUAUUCCAGAUGAAGUUGACUAUAGGAAAACAAAAUGUGUGACUAAAAUUAAACAGCAAGGUCUUUGUGGCUCAUGUUGGGCAUUUGCAACGGUGGGCGUUCUUGAAACCCGUUACUGCCUUGAAAAAGAUGAGCUACUUGUGCUAAGUGAGCAGCAACUUGUGGAUUGCGAUGAGGAAGAUGAAGGUUGCUGUGGUGGAUUACCUGUUAACGCUCUUGCAUAUGUUUCACACAAUGGUAUCAUGAGGAGCAAAGAUUAUGAGUAUGAAGAAAAGCAAGCUACGUGUGGAUAUAAAAAUGAUAAAGCAAUUAUGCUGAAUGUGACGAAAUUCUAUAUUUUGCCUGGAGAAGAAAAUAUGGCAGUUUCUGUAGCACUUAAUGGACCCAUUACAGUUGGAAUUGGAAGUACUCAUGAAUUUCAGCUGUAUAAAGGAGGAAUAUAUGAUGGCGAUUGUGCUGCACAGCCAAAUCAUGCAGUAAUUAUUGUGGGUUAUGGGACUGAAAAGGGUGAAGAUGAUGAAGAAGAAGAUUACUGGAUAAUUAAGAACAGUUGGGGUGAAGCUUGGGGAGAAAAUGGUUUUGGAAGAAUGAAGAGAAAUGUAAACAAGUGCAAUAUAGCCGACAUGGCUUCUACUAUGGAUUUCACAAUGCCUUGAAGAACAGCGUGUGCAGCAAAAGAGCAAUCUUAUUGUACUUACUUUGUUUAUUAGAAGCUGUAAUGCUUUGCAAUUUUGAGCUGUACCCCAUUUGUAUAUGGCUAGCAAUUUACUCUUUAUGUUUCAAUUUCUAUUAAAGACACAUUCUAAUUU
Molecule: messenger RNA, 1236 nt
Organism: Pelobates fuscus (common spadefoot toad)
Lineage: Eukaryota; Metazoa; Chordata; Amphibia; Anura; Pelobatidae
Exons: 8
Coding region: 88-1083 (331 amino acids)
Cellular component (GO): lysosome
Molecular function (GO): cysteine-type endopeptidase activity
Source: RefSeq, a predicted model, not a curated record